Messenger RNA from Drosophila obscura, 3605 nucleotides. Its product is annotated as DExH-box ATP-dependent RNA helicase DExH2. Gene Ontology annotation, cellular component: intracellular anatomical structure. The record is from RefSeq and is a predicted model, not a curated record. The transcript has 3 exons. Lineage: Eukaryota; Metazoa; Arthropoda; Insecta; Diptera; Drosophilidae. Bases 136 to 3006 code for a protein of 956 amino acids. Gene Ontology annotation, molecular function: RNA binding; ATP binding.
CAUAUAUCUAUAACCUGUGUCUGUAUCUGAACUGCCAACCGAACAACAAAAUAAACAAAGAAAUAACAAAAAGCGAAAAGUGUCGCAGUGAAAUAGUUAUAAAAGAAAAUAUAAGGAAAACUAAUAGAAAACGAUAUGGCGGACAACAAUGUGCAGAAAACCAAAAAACGUAAGAAGAAUAAAAAGGGAAAGCAGGGGCCUUCAGCAGGUACAAUGAACAACCCACAACAGCCCCAACAAUCGGGUUCAGGGGCAAACAGCAUCAAAAUUGUUGCACUCCCACUCAGUCUGAUGGAGAAAAAUCUGCUGAAGCAAAUGCUGGCUGAUUUUUUGGCCAGCAACCAACUGGAGCUGAAACUGGAGGGCAUGAACAAGCAGCAGCGCAGCCACAUUCAUAGCUGUGCCCAGUCGAUGGGACUGAAGAGCAUCAGCCGUGGGCCCACUCUCAAUCGGGUGCUCAGCGUCACUCGCGCUCCGGGCUCCAGUCUCCACCUCUGCCUCGACGCCCCUGUGCUGAUGGUAAACUCCAAGGUGACCCGAACCCUAGCCUCGUCGGUCGCCAAAAUUGAACGAGUGAUGGCCUCGGCGGCACUCAAAGGCAAUGGCUCUCGAGCAGACCAGAACAGGCCACGAAAUGGCUUCGGUUUGGUGGGUGUCCGACAAAUACCCCCCCACCCGGAAUACGCAAACAAUCCGCUGAAUGGGGAACGCAUCGGUCUACCCAUUUUUCGCUAUCGCUCAACGAUUCAGAGCACUCUGCAACAGUACCAGGUUCUCAUUGUCAAGGGUGCCACCGGCUCUGGAAAGUCAACGCAGGUGCCGCAAUAUGUGCUGGAGUCGGCAGCAGAAAAUCAGCACGCGGUGCGGAUUGUGGUAAGCCAGCCGCGUCGGAUUGCGGCCAUCAGCGUCUCGGAGAGAAUCUCCAAGGAGCGCGGCGAGCUGCCAGGCGGCACUGUAGGCUAUCAGAUUCGCAUGAACAGCAAUUGCACCAGCCACACUGUUCUCACGCUGACCACCAGCGGCUGUCUGCUGCGGGCCCUGACCAUGGAUACCCAGGCCUUCUUUGAGACCGUCACACACUUGAUUAUCGACGAGGUGCACGAGCGUGACCUGGACACGGACUUUCUGCUGCUGGUCAUCAGGCUGGAACUGAAGAAGAAUCCCCAGCUUAGGGUGAUCCUGAUGUCGGCCACCAUGGAUCUAGAUGCGUUGUCCGCAUACUUUGGCAAUGUGCCCGUUCUGGAUGUGGAGGGACGCAGCUUCGGGGUGCGCAUCUUCCAGAUGGAGCAGAUUCUCAGCCAGACUGGCUACAUGACCGCGGCCAUGAAGCAGAUCUUGGGCAACAAGAUUGAUACCGCCACAGAGGAAGAGCUGCUCCAUGCCUACAUCCUCACGCGGUACAUGGAGGCGGACAUUGACAACAACCUGAUUGUCUCCUUGCUGGAGCUGCUGGUGAAGACGGGCGAGAAGGGCUCGGUAAUUGUGUACCUUCCGGGCUACAAUGACAUGACCUCGCUGAUGGAGUGUCUGUACAACUCCCUGCCGAGCGACAAAAUGCAAAUACUCCUGCUGCACAGCCAGGUGGAGAACCACGAGCAGAAGAAGAUAUUCCGUCACUAUCCGAACAUCCAGCUGACGAUCAUCCUGAGCACCAACAUCGGCCAGACGUCCAUCACCAUACCGGAGCUGGUCUAUGUCAUCGACUUGGGCAAGUCCAAGAUGAAGAUCUAUGACGCCAAAACGAACGCUUCGCAGCUGACCACGGCGCCGAUCUCGCAGGCGGAUGCCCAGCAGAGGGCCGGUCGAGCUGGUCGCCUCCGAGAUGGCAUCUGCUAUCGCCUGUACUCCAGCGCGCAAUUCGCCAAGAUGAACUUCUAUACCAUACCGGAGAUACAGCGUCGCACGCUGGACGAGAUCUGUCUGCUGACGAAGAUCGCUGCUCCCGAGCAGUCCAUACCGAAGUUUCUGUCGCAGGCACUGGAUGCACCGCAGCCGGAGGCCGUCAAUCAGGCCUGCUCGAGGCUGAAGCUUUUGGGCGUGCUCCAGGAAAGGGAUGAGUCGAUCACCAUGCUGGGCCGGAUCCUGGCGGAGCUGCCGCUUAGCGUGCAGAUGGGCAAGUGCGUGGUAUACUCGAUAUACUAUCGAUGUCUGGGCAGCAUGUCCAUCAUUGCCGCCUACCACUCAGUCCGUGAUCCGUUCGUUCUGCCCGUUGAUCGCCGGAGGAGCUUCUAUCCGCAAGAGGCGCGCCUCAAGAUGACCGAGAGCAGCCACAGCGAUUUGAUUGGAAUGAUAAAUCUCUACAAACAAUACACGGACAUAUCGCGACGCGGCAACAGGGAGGUAGCCCAGUUCUGUGAGCGCAACUAUCUUUGCUCCAACUCCAUGGCCAUGUUCGUCUCGGCCGUGUCCACGCUGCGGGAGUCUGUUUGCAGAAUAUUCAAGCUGGAUCAGACCGCCAAGCGCCAUGCCAGCGCCUAUGACAGGGACAACAACAUGCUCCGGUUGGCCCUCACUGCUGGCCUCUACCCCAAUCUGGCCUAUUACGACUACACCAAGAACGAGCUGGUGGCCGAGUGCGAUCCGAAUGUACUUGUCUCCCGCAAUUCCUGCUUGUUGGGCAAAAAGAAGAUGCGCACCCUGCCCAGCGAGUGGGUACUGUACGUGGAGAAGACACGCGUCUCGGAAUACAAAUCGUCACUGGAACAAACCAGCCUGGUCAGCUCCCUUCAUGUGGCCAUUGCCGGUGGAAAGGUGCUCAAAAUAACAAAGCGACCGAGCAGCAACCUGGGCCUGCUGGACACCGCACCCAAGGGGCAACUGUGCAUUGACCACUGGAUACGGAUUUGCAUGCAUCCGAUGUUCGGGGAGCAACUGAUCAGUCUGCGCAUGCUAAUCAAGCGCGAGGUGGACAAAAUGGUGAUGAUGCGUCGCGUCGAUCCAUACAUUGGCCCAGAGAUAGUCCGUUCUUUGUUGAGUGCUGAUGAGGGCACGAUUGCCCUCAACUAAGUCACGCCCAAGUCAUGUUUAUUAUUUUCUGUUCUGUGAUAAUUGUUUCUGUUUAAGACUGACUCGUUUUAUAAUUUUUACCCCCCGAAUUGUCAUUCAUAUCGGCUACAAUUUCAUGUCUCUCCUAUAUCUUUGAUUUGAUGACUUUCUGCAUUGCCUGACCACCCCUCCCAGUCCCAAUCCCCUGACUUAUUUAUCAGCAAUUUUAUUUAUUUAAUUAUAUACAAAAGAAAAAGCCUACAAGAUGAAUGCACUCAUUCAAAGAACGUCUGAUUUAAAUUGCGGUAUUGAUUAGAUCAAUUGCCAAAUAUAUAUAUACAUACACAUACAUACAUAAAUACAUAAAUAUAAUCGUACUAGUACAUUUUUUGCUUCAAUAAUUGAGGCUGAGGCUACAGUAUUUUAAACUCUAAAUGUCUAACAAAUAAACAGGAAACCAGAAAACAUUCCGCGAACAUUUCUUAAAUUAUGCAUAAUUCUGCAAAUUCUGCAAGUAACGCAACCAAACUGGAUAAACAGGGAUAUGUACUUCUCGUGUGCACUAUAUUUGUUGUGUGUGUUUAUAAAUGUAUUAAAUUUAUUAAUCAUUCAAAUGAAAA